Molecule: messenger RNA, 3747 nt
Organism: Lathyrus oleraceus (garden pea)
Lineage: Eukaryota; Viridiplantae; Streptophyta; Magnoliopsida; Fabales; Fabaceae
Exons: 48
Coding region: 1-3747 (1248 amino acids)
Source: RefSeq, a predicted model, not a curated record
AUGAAUGCCAUAAAACUUGAAUCUACUAAGCCACAUUUGACUAAUGAAGAAGUUUCGGGGAUGAAUGCAACGAAACUUGAAUCUAUUGAACUUGGAAAAGAAAUGGAAAAGAGUAUUGUUCUUGAUCGUUUGAGUGGGACGAAAAACAUAUUCACUAAAUUUCUUGAGAUUCCAAAAGGAGAUGAUGAACCAACCAUUGUUGAUCAUGUUAUCCUGAACAAAGAAUUUUAUGAUUUGUUUGAUAUUGAGGCACAUUUGGCUACUGAAAAAGUUUCGGGGAUGAAUGGAAAACUACUUGAAUCUCCUGAGGUUGGAAAAGAAAUGGAAAAGAGUAUUGUUCUUGAUCAUUGGAUUGGGACGAAGAUAAUAUUCACCGAAUUUCUUGAGAUUUCAAAAGGAGAUUAUGAAAGUAUUGUUCUUGAUCGUUGGAGUGGGACGAAGAACAUAUUCACCGAAUUUCUUGAGAUUUCAAAAGGAGCUGAUAAAUCGACCAUUGUUGAUCAAGUUAUCUUGAACAAGAAUUUUGUGCAGGAUGAAGUGGUUUCCCUACCAAAGUGGGACGAAGAACAUAUAACCGAAUUUCUUGAGAUUUCAAAACGAGUUGAUGAACCAACCAUUGCUUAUCAAGUUAUCCAGAACAAGAAUUUUGUGGAGAAUUUUGGUGUAGUAGCUGUAUUGAAGAAUCAAAUACUGCGUGUAACAAGCUUGGCUAACGAAGUAGUUCUUGGAAUGAAUACCAGAAAAGUUGAAUGUACUGAGCCACAUUUGUCUAUUGAAGAAGUUUUGGGGAUGAAUGGAACAAAACUAAAAUCUGUUGACCUUAGAAACGAAAUGGAAAAGAGUAUUGUUCUUGAUCGCUUGAGUGGGGUGAAAAACAUAUUCACCGAAUUUCUUGAGAUUUCAAAAGGAGAUGAUGAACUAACCAUUACUGAUCAAGGUGUAGUAGCUGAUUUGAAGAUUCAAAUAUUGCGGUUGCAAAAGGAAAAUCAAAUUCUUAAGAUGAAGGUCCAAAAUGUAUCUCGCUUGGCUAACGAAGUAGUUCUUGGAAUGAAUACUAGAAAAGUUGAAUGUACUGAGCCACAUUUGGCUAUUGAAGAAGUUUUGGGGAUGAAUGGAACAAAACAUGAAUCUGUUGACCUUAGAAAUGAAAUGGAAAAGAGUAUUGUUCUUGAUCGAUUGAGUGGGGUGAAAAACAUAUUCACCAAAUUUCUUGAAAUUUCAAAAAGAGAUGAUGAACCUACUAUUGUAGAUCAAGGUGUAGUAGCUGAUUUGAAGAAUCAAAUAUUGCGGUUGCAAAAGGAAAAUCAAAUUCUUAAGAUGAAGGUCCAAAAUGUAUCUCGCUUGGCUAACGAAGUAGUUCUUGGAAUGAAUACUAGAAAAGUUGAAUGUACUGAGCCACAUUUGGCUAUUGAAGAAGUUUUGGGGAUGAAUGGAACAAAACUUGAAUUUGUUGACCUUAGAAAUGAAAUGGAAAAGGGUGUAGUAGCUGAUUUGAAGAAUCAAAUAUUGCGGUUGCAAAAGGAAAAUCAAAUUCUUAAGAUGAAGGUCCAAAAUGUAUCUCGCUUGGCUAACGAAGUAGUUCUUGGAAUGAAUACUACAAAAGUUGAAUGUACUGAGCCACAUUUGGCUAUUGAAGAAGUUUUGGGGAUGAAUGGAACAAAACUUGAAUCUGUUGACCUUAGAAACGAAAUAGAAAAGAGUAUUGUUCUUGAUCGAUUGAGUGGGGUGAAAAACAUAUUCACCAAAUUUCUUGAAAUUUCAAAAAGAGAUGCUGAACCUACUAUUGUAGAUCAAGGUGUAGUAGCUGAUUUGAAGAAUCAAAUAUUGCGGUUGCAAAAGGAAAAUCAAAUUCUUAAGAUGAAGGUCCAAAAUGUAUCUCGCUUGGCUAACGAAGUAGUUCUUGGAAUGAAUACUAGAAAAGUUGAAUGUACUGAGCCACAUUUGGCUAUUGAAGAAGUUUUGGGGAUGAAUGGAACAAAACUUGAAUCUGUUGACCUUAGAAACGAAAUGGAAAAGAGUAUUGUUCUUGAUCGAUUGAGUGGGGUGAAAAACAUAUUCACCAAAUUUCUUGAAAUUUCAAAAAGAGAUGGUGAACCUACUAUUGUAGAUCAAGGUGUAGUAGCUGAUUUGAAGAAUCAAAUAUUGCGGUUGCAAAAGGAAAAUCAAAUUCUUAAGAUGAAGGUCCAAAAUGUAUCUCGCUUGGCUAACGAAGUAGUUCUUGGAAUGAAUACUACAAAAGUUGAAUGUACUGAGCCACAUUUGGCUAUUGAAGAAGUUUUGGGGAUGAAUGGAACAAAACUUGAAUCUGUUGACCUUAGAAACGAAAUGGAAAAGAGUAUUGUUCUUGAUCGAUUGAGUGGGGUGAAAAACAUAUUCACCAAAUUUCUUGAAAUUUCAAAAAGAGAUGAUGAAAUCAAUGUAUCUCGCUUGGCUAACGAAGUAGUUCUUGGAAUGAAUACUAGAAAAGUUGAAUGUACUGAGCCACAUUUGGCUAUUGAAGAAGUUUUGGGGAUGAAUGGAACAAAACUUGAAUCUGUUGACCUUAGAAAUGAAAUGGAAAAGAGUAUUGUUCUUGAUCGAUUGAGUGGGGUGAAAAACAUAUUCACCAAAUUUCUUGAAAUUUCAAAAAGAGAUGAUGAACCUACUAUUGUAGAUCAAGGUGUAGUAGCUGAUUUGAAGAAUCAAAUAUUGCGGUUGCAAAAGGAAAAUCAAAUUCUUAAGAUGAAGGUCCAAAAUGUAUCUCGCUUGGCUAACGAAGUAGUUCUUGGAAUGAAUACUAGAAAAGUUGAAUGUACUGAGCCACAUUUGGCUAUUGAAGAAGUUUUGGGGAUGAAUGGAACAAAACUUGAAUCUGUUGACCUUAGAAACGAAAUGGAAAAGAGUAUUGUUCUUGAUCGAUUGAGUGGGGUGAAAAACAUAUUCACCAAAUUUCUUGAAAUUUCAAAAAGAGAUGAUGAAAGUGUAAUUUUCUUGGCUAACCAAGUAGUUUUUGGAGUGAAUACCAGAAAACUUGAAUCUACUAAGCCACAUUUGAAUAGUGAAGAAGUUUCAGGGAUGAAUGGAACAAAACUUGAAUUUGUUGAACUUGGAAAGGAAAUGGAAAAGAAUAUUGUUCUUGAUCGUUUGAGUGGGAUGAAAAACAUAUUCACCAAAUUUCUUGAAAUUUCAAAAGGAGAUGAUGAACCAACAAGUGUUGAUCAAGGUGUAGUAGCUGAUUUGAAGAAUCAAAUAUUGCGGUUGCAAAAGGAAAAUCAAAUUCUUACGAUGAAGUCGACCAUUGUCGAUCAAGUUAUCCUGAACAAGAAUUUUGUGGAGGAUGAAGUGGUUUCCAUUCCAAAGAGUAUUGUUCUUGAUCGUUGGAGUGGGACGAAGAACAUAUUCACCGAAUUUCUUGAGAUUUCAAAAGGAGCUGAUGAACCAACCAUUGUUUAUCAAGUUAUCCUGAACAAGAAUUUUGUGGAUAAUUUUACCAGAAAACUUGUAUCUAUUGAGCCAUAUUUGAUUACUGAAGAAGUUUUGGGGAUGAAUGGAACAAAACUUGAAUUUGUUGAGGUUGGAAAAGAAAUGGAAAAGAGUAUUGUUCUUGAUCGUUUAAGUUGGACGAAGAACAUAUGCACCGAAUUUCGUGAGAUUUCAAAAGGAGCUGAUGAACCAACCACUGUUGAUGAAGUUAUGUUGAACAAGAAUUCUGUGGAGGAUGAAGUGAUUUCCCUUUCAAAGAAUGAUAAACUUGAGGCUCUUCCCUAG